AUGAAAGACUGCAACAAGUACAUAUAUUUACACGAGUGUAACAAACGUGAUAACACAUCCUCUUCUGUCAAAAGAAGAAAACACGUAUGUCAAAGAAAAGGUGCACUGAGUAUUGAAGAAGGAAACAACCUUUUUUUAAGAAAUAGAGUUUUGGGAUGCAUGUAUGAUUACACAAAAUUUAAAAUUAUAAUGGACGAUAUGAAGAAAACAUUAUACACUCGUCCACAAAACAGUAAUGUGAUCAUCAGUAACAACGACAAAGGAAGAAAAAUGAUGGAUAAGGAAGAGUGUCUAAACAGAGCGCGUUUAUUGAAUAUUUUAAAAUGCUUUAAUACAUUGGAGAAGAAUGUACCGGUGUAUGAGUACGAGCAUCUGUUGAAGUGCACUCUGUCCAAAAACGUUAGCAGUAAUGUUAGCAGUAAUAUUGGCGGUAAUAUUGGCAGUAAUAUUGGCGGUAAUAUUGGCGGUAAUAUUGGCAGUAAUAUUGGCGGUAAUAUUGGCAGUAAUAUUGGCGGUAAUAUUGGCAGUAAUAUUGGAAGUAAUGUUAGCUGUAAUAUUGGCAGUAAUAUUGGAAGUAACGUUAGCAGUAACGUUAGAAGUAACGUUAACAGUGAUAAUGAUAUAUAUGAGGGGGAAUGUAAAUUGAAAAAUGCAAGUAGUGCUUUUGAUAAAAAGCUAGAUGAAGUUAUAAGGCAUUUCCUUCAUAACAAAAAUGAAAUUCAUUAUGAAGUCAACCAUAGAGAUUAUGAGGAUAAAGUCAACCACAGCUACUUGUGUAGUAACAACUAUCACAACAUAGCACAUCUCAAGUCAAACUCAAAGGGUUAUAUCAGUGAUAGUAAUAUAUAUUUUUAUAAAAAAAACAAAUUUAUAGAUAAAGUAUACGAUAAGAAAAAAAAGAAAAUUAAAUUUACCCCUCUAUGUUACGACAUGCACAAAAGUAAUGGAAGAAAGGGAGAUGGUAGAAAUGGUAAUAGUAAUAGCGGAAGUGGUAAUAGUAAAAAUGGUAAUAGUAAUAGCGGAAGUGGUCAUAGUAAUAGUGGAAAUGGUAAUAGUAAUAGCGGAGGUGGUCAUAGUAAUAGUGGAAAUGGUAAUAGUAAUAGCGGAGGUGGUCAUAGUACAAAUGAGUGUAACAAAUUCUUACUCGUGACAAAAAAGGAGGAGGUAAAGAAAACUUCCUGUACAAAAAAGUAUGCACCUUCCAUACUCAGUGAGAAUAAUGCAAAAUUGUUUUUAUAUAAAAAGAAAAUGAAUCAAAUAAGUAAAAUUUUAUGCAAUUUGAAUUAUUUCAAUAAAUUCAAUAGUUGUGAACUGACAAGAGAAAUUAUUAAAAAGAAGAAAAAAAAAAAGAAUAACUGUAAUAAUGAUGAUAGUAAUAACUGUAAUAAUGAUGAUAGUAAUAACUGUAAUAAUGAUGAUAGUAAUAACUAUAAUAAUGAUGAUAGUAAUAACUAUAAUAAUGAUGAUAGUAAUGACUAUAAUAAUGAUGAUAGUAAUAACUAUAAUAAUGAUGAUUGUAAUGAUAAUUGUAAUAAUGGUGGUAUUAAUGAUAACUGUAAUAAUUCAAAGGAGGGAAAUGAGGAAGGUACUCCUCAUCCCUACUGUGUAAACAUUCAUCCAGCAGGGAAAAGGAAUAAAAAAAAAAAUUCUAAAUUUACAGAAUUUUCUGUACAAGGUCAGACACUUGCACAAGGGGAAAAAAAACAUGAACAAGGAUAUCCAAAUGCAAUGUUUGAUAUGCGUAAUGACGUAAUAACCGACAAGUGUAACUGUCUUGAAAGGGAGGAGGAUACCACUUGUUCUAAUAGGAAUAGAUCUAAUUACUACUCUGACUGCAUGCAUGCAAAAAAAAAACCGAAUAUUAGCCAUACAAACAGUACUGAAAAUCAUAGUGAUGAUGGUAAUUUUACACAAAAGAAAAUAAAUCCGACGCAGAUGAUGAGGAAGAAGCUCAACUAUAAGAUGCACUUCAAGCUGCCCCUCCAUGUUGAUAUAAAAUAUCUUUUGCAAAGGAAGAAAAAAAAAAAAAAAAUAAUAAUAAUAAAAAAUGAACAAGGUAAGGAAGAAGGUAAGGAAGAAGGUAAGGAAGAAGGUAAGGAAGAAGUUAGUGAAGUGGUUGACGUGGAUGCAGAGACCAAGGAACCAUUCUUUCGUAAAGACAACAACAAGGUAGAGGAAAUCAGUGUGUCCCAUGCGAAUAACAGAAAUAUACAGAAAUAUAGAAGCAACGAUGACAAAAAUAAAAUAGAUGAUGUAAUUAUAACUACAUGUAACAAUUAUGAUAGAAAUGUUAAUGACUCUCAAGAUGAGAGAGAAGUCUGUCAACACUAUGAUGUGAACAAGCUUGCUAAUAUUACUAAUACAUUACCAAAUGCAACGAAUGAUGUUAAAAAUGGUAAUAACACAUACAAAGGAAUCGAUAUAAUUAGUUUAAACAAAGUGAGUACUAAUGAUGUCCAUCAUCUAGUUAACGAAGGGGAUGGCAGUAAUGGCAUAGCCACAUGCACAAAUGUCUCACAUAAUAAAAAAAAAAAAAAAAAAAAAAAAAAAAAUCCUUUGCAUAAAGAGAGUAAUAAUGAAAAAAUGUAUGAGAGUUAUAGAAACAAAGCAAAGGGAACCUUAGAAAGGAGUAUAAAAAAUGAAAUGAACAAACAUAGCGACACUUCGAACCGUGUACCCAAAAAGCAUGGUUCCCAUUUAUGUGAAAGGGAUAGCAAUAGGAAUAAAUCACAGUUAAGAGAUACAUACAAUUACACAGAUGUUACGAAUUUGAAAAAUAAUUUAUGUGCUAAUAGCGGUAGAGGAAAUUCAAAGGUUAACAAAAAAAAAAAAAAAAAAAAAAAAAAAAAAAUUUACUCGGAUAAAGAAAGAUUAUGUACAGAAAAUUCUAACGCUGUAAGCGGUUAUAACGAUUACGUAAAUGACAAUAACACUAGGGAUAAAAUAAACGUCAGUAAUGAUAGUAGUAAUAAUCAUAGUAAUAAUAAUCUUAGUAAUAAUAAUCAUAGUAAUAAUAAUCAUAGUAAUAAUAAUCAUAGUAAUAAUAAUCAUAGUAAUAAUAAUCUUAGUAAUAAUAAUCAUAGUAAUAAUCAUAGUAAUAAUAAUCAUAGUAAUAAUAAUCAUAGUAAUAAUAAUCUUAGUAAUAAUAAUCAUAGUAAUAAUAAUCUUAGUAAUAAUAAUGAUGAUAAUAAUAAUGAUGAUAAUAAUAAUGAUGACAAUAAUAGUAGAGCGAGUGCGGACUUAGCGAGCGCUCGUUCGAAGAGGACUCACAUUUCACACGCAGCAGUAAAUAGAAGUAGUCAGUGGGACAUUUCAUCUACACCAGCAGCUUAUUUAACGUAUGCACAGAACUUAAACAACGAUAUAAGAGAGGCUCUUCUUUCGGGUAAUGGUAAACAUGGUAACUCUGAUGAUAGAUUACAUAUGAGCAGCAUUAAAGAUGAUCCAGUAGGAAGUUAUACUGAUGGGCUAAGGGAACAAAGUAAGGAUAUCAUGAACAAGAUGAGAGUAGUAAUUAGUCGAGAACGAAAAGCAGAAAAAGAAAUAAACUCAGUGAAAAAAAAAAAUUAUAAGGAAGGAACACAUAUCAGCAAUUACUAUAACACAAAUAACAUCUCAAAAAAGAGCGAGCUUAAUAACUUGUCUAAUGCAAAAUCAUCCCUUUGCACUCAACAAAAUGUAGAAGAAAAUAAAGCAUACACAAAGAAUGACUGUAAUGAAAAGAAGGACGCUUUUUUAAACAUCCAAAAUGGGAAUGAACAGUAUGUAGUGGGAAAAGGAUGGAAUAAUGGUUCUUCCAGUGUAGGUAGUAGAAAAGGCAAAAAAGGCAAAAAUGAGCGGAUAAAAAUGGACAUAAGCAGAAUCACUGGUAAAGGUAUAAGUAAAGGUGUUCAUGAAAGCUUAGGUGAAAACUUAACGGACAAAGGAAACAUCCUCUCAAACUGCAUAGAGAGAGAUAAGACUACGAACAUGACCAGCAUUGUUCGUUCUAACCAGUGGGGAAUAAACAACUUAAAGAAUGUAGAUGAAGAAAAGUACUCUGUUGCAAGUUGUUCAAUGAAACAUAACACACAUACAUAUUACACUCAUGAGGAAAAGAAAAUGUUUGUUGCAUCUAAAGAGUCUCUUUCUGUUAUUCGUGCCAAAUCAGCUAGCUUAGAAAAACUGUCAUCUUUGAAGGAUGAUAAAAAUGAUAAUAAUAAUGAUGAUAGUAAUAAUCGUAAUAAUGAUAAUACAAAUAUGGUGAGGGAUAUGGACAACAAAGAGGAGAAUAACAUAAGCAGAAACAAUCAAAACAAUCAAAACAGCCAAAACAGCCAAAACAGCCAAAACAGCCAAAACAGCCAAAACAGCCAAAACAGCCAAAACAGCCAAAACAGCCAAUGUAACGAAAAAAAAAAAAAUAAAAAAAAUAAAAAUAAGAAAAAUAAGAAAAAAGAAGAUACCAUCAUAUACUUCGAUUACGGUCUUUCCAACUUCGUUGAAAAAUUGUCAAAUGAUAUGGGAACUAGUCAAAAGAGUAAUGAUAAUGGAGAUAAUGCAAAUGGUGAGAUGUGCAAUAAUGAAAAUGGUAAUGUUGUAUAUGAAAAAGAUAAUAGCAAUGUAAAAAAGGGGAACGGUCCCUCUAAUGCCGAAUCAAGUGUUGAUACAUCAAACAAGAUAACAAAUGAUAGUGUUAAAAAUUUGAAAGAAAUGAAAAUUGUAAAUAUUAGUUACCAGGAGGGUACAAUGAAGAGGAACACGGACAAGAUUAGUCCCCAUAGCCGUACAUAUGAACUAUACGGAAAACAGAAGAGCACAGAUAUUAAAAUUGGGAAGGCAAAGUUUAUAACGAACCAAACAGAUGUUAAUCUAGAAAAUAAAGAAAAUGUAGAAUUGUUAACGGAAGGAAAAAGAAGGAAAAACUGCAGUCACACGAACAAAAUGAAUAGCAUAUGUACAAAUGAUCAACUUACUGUAAACAAUUCUUUUAAAUAUUAUGAACCUAAUGAUCAUUUAGAUAAAGAAAAGUGUGACGAAUACUUAGUCGCUAAUAAGUGUGUGCUACCUAAACAUAGAUCUGCAAAAAUGUAUUCUAGAAAGUAUUGUUGCGUGAGUGAAAUAAAUCCUAGUGUUAAUAAAACAAAUUUGGUACAGGAAGCAGCAUACAGUGAUCAUCAUAUCGGAAUGACUAGUAUAGAUAAAGUGCACGACUUAAAGAAGAAUAAUGAGAAGAAAGCGUCUUCAAAUGUUAUAGAUAAAGUAGUUGCAGUUAAUGGUUAUGCCACUAUGCAUAAUUUGGAUGGGAACAGCAUGGAGGAAUGUAGAAGCAGCAGAAGGGGUUGUAGUACCGUUGUUUGUAGAACUAAAGCACAAGAGGAUAAAGCGGAGAUUCACAAUACUAGCGAAAUGUUUGACACACCCACGAACAACAUGAAUAGUUUAAAGAAUCAAAAUUACUUGAAUAAUAUGUUUCAUAUGAAUAAAUUACAGGGAAAGUAUACAAAGAACAGAAGGAAAGAACGUAACUGGCGUUAUGAAAAUUUUGAGUUCUUUAAUUAUACUCAUUACUAUAACAUGCAGCAGUUAAUGAACAGUGAUGGUAAGUACACAUACAAUAAUGAUCAUUUUAUUAAUAUGAUAAAAUGCAAUUAUGAUAAUAAUAUGUUUUGUAUAAAUUAUGCAAACUACCUUAACAAUUUAUAUUACAUGCAUAAUAGGAAAAAUAAGUAUUAUAUAGAUAUAGAAAAGGAUAUACAUUAUGACAGUAGGAUGAUGAUGAUGAUGGGGGUUUAUAUUCCACCAAAUAGUAACUACUUAACACCCAAUAACAUGCAUGGAAAACAUAAGAACAUAAGAAAUGAUGUUACUGCUUUGAGUGCGAGUGGUUGCACGGAUGCACAUGCUUCAGGAAAUGCAGAAAGUUGUGCUAAGGGUAAUUACAAAAAUCAAGUUAACAUAAAUGCGGUUAACACGAAUGUGGAACGUACUAAUGACGACGAUGAGGAUAGUGCUUUUAGGACUAUCCCCCACAGUAACAACUUUUUUCAUAAUGACGAUUCCCCGAACUCUCAUUAUAACAAUCAUAUAAAUGUUUACAAUAGUUAUGGCCACAAUAACUGCAGUAACUUCGAUAACUGCAGCAACUUCGAUAACUGCAGCAACUUCGAGAACUGCAGCAACUUCGAGAACUGCAGCAACUUCGAGAACUGCAACAACUUCGAUAACUGCAGCAACUUCUAUAACUGUAGUUACUACCAUAGGAACGACGUGAGUGAGGAAUACCCAGGUGUGCACAACAGCAGGUUUAUAAAUGAAGAAGAAAAAGAUGUAGUAGGACUUGACAUAAGAGGAAUAAAAUAUCAUUUGGAUAGCUUUCCCAAGUAUGCAGAAAAUUAUAAGAAGUAUAUGAACACGAACCCAAGGAAGUAUCCAAAUGAGCACAUGAUGAAUUACAAUUAUUUCCGUAAUAAAAGAAAAAAUAUUGGAAAUAAUGAACAGGACAAUAUAUAUCAUAACGUUGGAGUCUAUAAUUCCAUGAGCAAUGGUAACAAGGUGUGUAUUCUCAAAAAUAAAAAAAGUACUCAAGAAGUGUAUGAUGAACUGAUUAAUUACUACGGAAGGGAAGUUAACCAUUACACUAGCAACUGGAAUAACAGCGGCAGAAACAGAUGGAGCAACAACUGGAGCAACAACUGGAGCAAGCACAGCUGUUAUAGUAGAGAUGACGUGAGUAGAGAUAAUUGUUUUUAUAAUCACAACGUGUAUAGAAGGAAUUAUAAUGAUACAGGGUAUAACCACAGUGCCACUGGGUAUAACUACAGUUACAAUGGGAGUAACUACAAUUACAAUGGGAGUAACUACAAUUACAAUGGGAGUAACUACAAUUACAAUGGGAGUAACUACAAUUACAAUGGGAGUAACUACAAUUACAAUGGGAGUAACUACAAUUACAAUGGGAAUAAUUAUAAUAAUGUUAAUAUGUACAGCACAAACUGGAUGCACACUAACAGCAGUCAUGAUAAGAAGGAUCAUAUAUAUUUUUUCCAUCCGAAAAAAUUUCACAUGAAUAACAAAAAAAAAGUACACUCAAACUAUGGGCUUAGUAACCAUCCUUUUAAUUACAAUGAUAGGAAGCAAAACAACUUUUUUUUAAAAAAAAAAAAUAAACUACCCCUUCUCGAUGAAUCAUAUAUGAAGAAUACCAUGGCAAAUUUUCAUAAUUGGAACGUAUAUCUUAACAGUAACAAUAAUACGUUCAACACAUUUUACAAUAUGAAUAAGGAAAGAAAUGACAAUAACACAAACACUUAUAAUAUUAUGUAUUCCUCUACGUAUAACCAAUUUUUAAAUGAUUAUGCUCUUUUGUACAACUGUUCGUAUAAUAUGUACUACCACCCUUACGCUGUACCCCCUGCACCGAUAGGAAUAAUGCACCCAUAUGGAAACACCAAUGAAUUGCCGUAUUCCUUUAAUGGAUAUAUGGAUUCAGGGAACAGCAGCAUCUACUGUGUUGACAAUGGAAAUGGAAAUGAAGAAGGUAGAAACAGUAUUAGCGUUGUUAAUAGAGGCAGUAACUGUAGUAGUGGUGGGCAUGGUAGUAGUAACAGUCGUAGUAACAGUCAUAGCGAUGGAAAUGAUAAGAGGGAUGAAGAACGGAGGGAACGUUUGACCCUUCCGGAUUGCAUAAAUGAUUCAAAUAAUAGUAGAAAAGAAUACAGUCAAGAUGCAUAUGCUUCGUUUGCAAAUGAUAUUGAGAAGACUUCUUCGACCAAUACAUACAACAAAAGAAAUAGCAGUUACAAGUAUGUAGAUAGAAAUGUUGUAACGAAAAACAAAAGAGAUAUAUGUGAACGGACAAACAGCGUGGAUAGUGCAAAGAGUAGUAUAAGAAUACAAAGUACAUAUAUGAAAAGCAAAUCCUCAAGAGAUAUUGAAAAAGGAGCAAGUGAGAAAAGGUGUACCCACAGUGCAGCGUUAAUAGGAAAAAAUGGUAAAGACAAAAUAAAAGAUGAUCACAGUGCUUAUGAUAAGUCGAAGGAGAGUCUUUACAUAAAGGAAUUGGACAACUUGGAAAAAAAAAAGAAAAAGAAAAAAAAAAAAAAAAGGAGCAAGGAGGAUAAGAAGCAGGAUCAGCUGGAAAGUUCCACCAUUGUAGGAAUAAAUGAAAAAUACAUUUCAAGUGAGGAAAACAUUAUGGGGAAGCAAUGUAAUAAAUUAUUUACAAGAAACACUAAUGAUAGUAAUUUUUUAUGGAAAAAGAAGUGCUACGGUACUAACUGUCAUAAUUCGGAUCGUAGUGAUGAUGACGAGGUUAUUGUAUUUUCCCGUUCGCAUAAUGUAACAAAAGAAUGUGUAAAAAGAAUUACUUCUGAUAAUAUAGAGCUUGUCAAAGGGGAAGGCCAAAAUGAAAAGGGGGAAAAUUUUCAUUCAGAGGAGUUCAAGUAUAGGAAAAAAAUGGAGCUCCAGUUGAAUAAUAAAAAUAAAAAUAAAAAUAGCAAUAGUAAUAGUAAUAAUAGUAAUAAAAAUAAAAAUAGCAAUAGUAAUAGUAAUAGUAAUAAUAAUAAUAGUAAUAAAAAUAAUAAUAAUAGUAAUAAAAAUAAUAGUAAUAGUAAUAAAAAUAAUAGUAAUAGUAAUAAAAAUAAAAGACACACUCGAAGCUGCUUAAUGAAGACAGAAGAAGCCCUUCUGAGUGAGGAUGAAAAAAUGGAAAGCCGCUAUAUGAAUGAAAAAAAAAGAAAAAACUAUGUUUGUUUUAGAAAAAAUAAAAAAAAUUCUAAUAUGGAGUAUAACUCGUUAGAACAAAUGAACAGGCAAUUCAGUUGUAUCAGUUCAAGUCAUUGUGGAAAUUCCAUUAUGCAUAUAACAUGCUUACCAGUACGUUUCCCCGUACUUUUAGCCACACCAAAUAAUGGAAGAAGCUCAUCAUUAAAUAUUUACAACAGGGGAAGAAUAAACAGUUCCACCGACAACUGCAAUAGGGGCAAGUGCAUUAUGGUAAAUCAAUGUACAUCCAGCUUGAACCGCAUUAAUACUGAUAGGAGAGGAGGUAAUGGGGAUGAUGUGAAAUAUAGCAAUAAUAAGAGUGAAGACGCUAGUAGUAAUCACGCCACUAGCAACUGCACCACUAGCAACUGCAGUUCUAAGUACAACUAUUCCAAUGAUGCUUAUGGCGAACGUAACGAUGUUAGUACAAAAUGGAGGGGAAGGAGCUUUCCUGUUAAUGACUACAAAAAAAAAAAGGAUAUCAUAUUACUAUUAUACAAAACAGAAAACAAGCUAAUUGAUUUAUUGAAAAGGGUAAAGCCAUCUAAAGAUAUUAAGUUGACGAAACAAAGCAUUUUUAUAUUUUUAUCAAAGUUAAUAAAACAUUUAUUUAAAUGUGAAAUUAAUAUUUGUACAGUCGGCUCAACUGCAUAUGGAGUAGACUCAAAAACUAGUGAUCUCGACAUUGUAAUUCAGACCAAUAUGUACGAUGCUAAAUUUAUUCUGCACAAUAUUUACAAUUAUAUCAAUGAUGUCAAGAAGCGAAAUGGUGGAAGUGGUACAACUAAGAGUGAUAAUGAACGAGCGAGUAGCCAGAAAAGAAAAGGCAGUCAAAGUGAUAACUGUACAGAAGGUUUCGUUGAAGGCAGUAGCGGAUGUAGUAGUUAUGGUACCAAUGGGUUCGAAUUUUCCUUCUUCAAUAACGUUGAACUGCAACUAGUAGAUUCAGCAAGGGUUCCCAUCUUAACCCUUAAGAAAAAUAAAAUUGUAUGUGAUGUAUCCGUUAAUACAAACAAUUCUUUGAAGCAUACGGAAUUUUUUUUAAGUAUAUUGGAAAAUUUUCCAAACUUAAAAAAUGUAAUGAGGAUAUUAAAAUAUUUAUUGAAGGUUAGGAAACUACCAUCUAUGAAACAGGGUGGUCUACCGACCAUUUUGUGGAUGAUGCUAGCUGUGCGUUAUUGCAAAAUUGGUAACAAUGGAAACGGUGCAAACAGUGCGAACAAUGAACAGAAUAAUGCUAAUGUUUGUAAUAUUUGUCAUACCGAUUCUUCACCUAAUACAUUGCAUGAACUCAGGAGUAAUCAUGAUCCCUAUUUCAAAAAAGCAAAUGAACAAACAAAUAGUAUUAUAAGUAACAACCAAAAUGGGAAUUUAAAUAGAACAAAUUUGUUGUUACAACAUCCCAAAGACAACACUCUCCUUGAGAAUGUCAACAAAGAUGCUCUGUCCGAACGUGGCUCAUCCAUACGGGUUAUCAAAAGAAAUGAUUCCAUAAAAGGAAAUACUCGUUUAAAUGGAAAUGCCUAUACAAAAGGAACAAAUUGCCUAAGUAAAAGCUGCGUAAGUAGCAGCUUCCAAAGUAAUGGUUGUUCUGUACUCCCGUACACAAAUCAAAAUUUCAGUAAUAUUCAUAGUAAACUGCCAAUCAAAUUUCUCCAAACCCACCACAAUGAGGUCAUCACAGCUACGGCUAAUGCUACCACGAGUACUACCACUAGUUCUUCAACCAAUAAUAGUAAUAAUAGUAAUAAUGAAGCGGAACCAAGGGUGAACAACAAAAUUAGUAACAAUAACCCAAAGGAUGGUAAAAAAAGAAAUUCCCACAUCACUCUCGAAGUUCCUAAUUAUAACCUGCACGAUAUUAAUUAUUUGAACAGUAACUUGGAGCAAAAUUUAUCAGAAUGCAUUAAUUUAGAAUGCCUAAUUAUCAGUCAUCCAAAUAAUUACAAUGGAGGAAAAUUUACCCAUAAAUUAAUUAAUGAAGAAAGAACAAACAACAGCACUUGUUAUGAUAAAUUGGCAGAUCAGGUAGUACCCCUAAAGGAUACAGACUCUGUAAAAACCUCGGAAAAAUAUAUAACUCUCAAACAGAAAGGAUUAGAUUACUACUGUAAAGAUAAGGGAAAUACCCAUCCUGGUAAAUGCUGUAAACCGCAUGCUGAAAAGGAAUGCAGUAAUGGUAACCAUAGUGGAGGAGAAUACGAUGGAACCCUAUGUGUUGAAGGAAUAGGAAAUAAUGAGGAUACAUCUUGGGAUCAGGUUAGAAGUUACGAACAGGCAAUAAAUUAUGACGAAUUACCCAACUCAUUCGUACAAACACACAAACGAGGGAAAACUAUUAAGCGGCAUGUGAAUGCGAAUAAAACGUCUACAUGUAUGCGAAGCUCCUGCAGAUCGAAUUAUAGUGAAGACAAAUUAAUUUAUAGCGGUAUGAUAAACUGCCAAAAGGGAGAGGAUUGUACUUUAAACCAGAUCAACCGAGGUAAUGUAGUAAAUAAUAUUUCUAUUAAAAGUAAUUGCUAUCAUCAUAGGAUAUGUGGAUGUAAGCGCAGUGAUGAUAUAAAUAGUAGUAGUACAGAUAACUCGUCCAUUUCUAACCGUACAUAUGUUAUAAAUCAGCGUUUAUUAGAAGAGGCAUAUCGUUUUAAUGAUAAUGAAUUACAUAUGUGUGAUAAAAUCAAAUGGAAGGGUAAAAACAAAAAGGACAGAGCAAUGUUAAAAGAAGAUAAAAACACUAGCUACAAUGAAUUUUUUAAAAUGUCAUACUAUCUUGUGAAUAAGGUAUUUUCGAACAGUGAAUACGAUAAAGUAAGUGAUCAUAAUAUAUCCUUCUUUCAAAACAAUGUCGAAUCAGAUAACGAAUAUUUAAGUGUAGUCGGGGAAGAUGCACAUGAUGAGAAUCUUUCUGUUUACUUCUCGGAGCGAUCCGAUUGUUCUUUUGUUGAAGUAACCAGAACAAAAAAAAAAAAAAAAAAAAAAAAAAAAAAGAACAAUAAUAAUACGAAUGAUAGUAAAACGAAUGAUAAUAAAACGAAUGAUAGUAAAACGAAUGAUAAUAAAACGAAUGAUAGUAAAACGAAUGAUAGUAAAACGAAUGAUAAAAUGUAUGAUAAAUUAAACGACAAAAUGAAUAGUAAAGUUAAUGGCAAAAUGAAAAACAAGAUAAACAUAUUAAAUGUAAUGCAUAAAAACAGUAAAAUAAUAGAGGCCAAGUGUCAAAACCUUAUUAACCUUAAAAAGGGGAGGAGCACAAACGUUUUAAAUCGAAAGAAUAGGAACUAUAAUCCCCAAAAUGAUGUAAACAUAUUUUCCGAUACAGAAGAUUACAGAACCCCAGUUCUUCCAAAUGAGGCGAAUAAAAAUGAACCGCAUAAAAAUAAAAAGAUUCAAGUGAGUUAUUGUAACUACCUUACUGGUGAAGACACAACAAGUAUAAACGCAAAUUAUAUGAUGAACAUAUCUCCUAUAUUCUACUCUUUGAUGAUUUUUUUUAAUGAAUUAAACUCCAGGAAAAAAUUAAUGAAAACUAUAAAUUUAAUUGAUGAAGAUAAAUGCUAUAAAAAGGAUGCAAAUGAAAUAAAUAAAAAAGUUUUAUCUUCCAUUUGUCAUGGAGGGGUAUGGGAUGAACUCCUUACUCUUUAUGAUCCUAUUUACAGUUACAAUUAUGAUACAUACAUUAGUAGAACUAAGACGAGUUACCAAAAAUUUUUUUGCCCCACUAAAGAUACAAGUUCACUUGCUGUACAUGCCGAUCGAAAUUUUAACAUAAAAAAGAACAACAAGUGUAGUAGUGAAAACAUGGCUUCUUUAAAUCGAAAUGAUAUUCACAUGUACAAGAAAAAAUUAAUCGGAGAUGACCUUUAUAAAAAAAAAAGCUAUAUUAAAUAUGUAGAUACGAAAUGUACGAAGCGUAUUAGUGCAGAUGAUGAUUUUAUUAUUUUAAAAGAUAUAAAAGAAAUGCAAAAUGAAAAAAUGUAUAUUUCGGACUCUACGCAUAAUUUUAGAAAUAAAGAACCAAGUGAUCAUAGCAUCAAGUAUAAGGGAGAAAGGAACAAAGCUACUCUUAACGUUCGUAUGAGGAAUAAAAAAACAGCGGAACAUAAGAUAAAUGGAACAAACUUAAGUUCAUCUCAUGAAAUGAACGAGCAAGGCACUAGUGAUGAGACUGAGAAUGACAAAUAUUGUGGUAGUGAAUUUGGAGAAAUGCGUAAAAUGCAUAAAAUGUGUGAUAUUGAAUCCGGACAUAUGAAAGAUAUCAAAACAGAUGAAAUAACAAGUGAUCAGAUAAAUGAUAAAUGUACCCAUUGUGAUAAUACAAACAAAAGGAGCGCACAGGAUGAUAUGGUCAUUUCGGAAAAAUAUUUGGCUAGUGUAUCCACUGAAAGAAAUAACAACAACAGUAUGUGCAACAAGAAUAAUAUUAAAGAGACACGUAAUAGUACAAAAGCUAAUAAAAAUGAUGUAAAUGCAUCUAUAAAUAACAACCAUGCAAAUGUGUAUAAAAUGAAUAAUCCAAAUGUAUAUUGUAAAAAUGUGAAGAAGGAUAAUGUGUAUAACUAUAACCAUUCAGAACAUGCCUCGUCAAACUUCAUUCAUAUGUCUACUAACCAUUCUUGUAAUAAUAAAUUCCUUAAUGGCCAUAUGAACCACUUAAAUUGUAAUCAUGAAUAUUUAAAAAAUUAUAACAAAUUUAUCAAUUUUAAAAAUGAUAAUGAAACAUAUGAUAAUGAAACAUAUGAUGAUGAAACAUAUGAUGAUGAGAAAAAUAAUGAAGAGAAAAAUAAUGAAGAGAAAAACAAUCCGCUCAAGAUACAUAGACAAGUGUUAUUAAGUAGAAAUGAUAAUCUUCCAAUUAGUGAGUGCCCCUCGAAUGUAAGAAAGGAACAAAAUUUGGAUAAGAACACCACUGCUCCUUCGGCUAUUGGCACAACUGUAUCGGAUGUAAACACCUCUGUGCAUAAUGUUAAUAAUAAUGAUAACCAAAACACUAACAGUAGCAGCAAAUGUUACAUGCAUACAGUAAGAGAUGUGUGCUGUAGGUCAUCUGCUGAUAAUGGUAGCAAGAGUGAGAACAAUGGAAGACAAGCAAAAAACAUACCAAAAAAAAGUUUGGCAAACAAAAAUCUGCAGCAUUGCUUCUUCCUCAGUAAUAAUAACAUCAGUAGUAGCAGCCAUAAUAACAUCAGCAGUAGCAGCCAUAAUAACAUCAGCAGUAGCAACCAUAAUAACAUCAGCAGUAGCAACCAUAAUAACAUCAGCAGUAGCAGCCAUAAUAACAUCAGCAGUAGCAGCCAUAAUAACAUCAGCAGUAGCAGCCAUAAUAACAUCAGCAGUAGCAACCAUAAUAACAUUAAUAAAACUGACAAUUUCAACAGGAGUGAAAACUACAAUUGUAGUAGUAAUAACAGCAAAGAUAGAAUAAUCGCCCAGACGCAUAAGCGGGAGUUCGACUAUUCAUGUAACAGUAACCUGAUAAAUAAUCGAAAUUUCACACAUUCUAGAAAUAUAAAUUGUUUCGAAAGAAGGUAUGAAACGUAUAUAGACUUGGCCAGUAAAGUGAGCAGUGCCACGUGGUUAAUAUAUCUAUACGAAUUAAAAAGAGCUAGUUUUUUUAUCAACUACUAUAUUCAUCAUAUGCAUCUGUUCAUAUUAUUUAAAAAUUAUUUUUUAAAUUAUAAGGAAAAUUACAAAUUCUUUGAAAAGAAAGGGUGGAUCGAACUAAAACCGAACCUGUUGUCCGGAUGUAAGACUCGAAAUAAUGGAAGUAACAAAAAAAGGAUUAAUUUGGAAAAGAGCAGUAGGACCCCCCAUCUAUGUAGUCAAAAUGGUUAUACGAUUCAAACAAAUUUCGCCAACUCAAUGAAUGCAAUGGACAUAAUAAACGUAACAAAUGAGGGAACCGGACUGAAUGCCUUAAAUGACCCCUGUUCAGAACAAAACCUGGCAGUAGUAAAAUUGAAGAAACAAAAAAGCCUAAAGAUAUUUUUUAAAAAUAUGGGACAAAUCCUAGAAUGCACAGUACAGAAUUUAAAUUAUUGUAUCUCUGUUCUGUUUGAAAAAACUAGAGGAGAAAUAUACAGUCUUCCGUUUCGUUUAGACCCCAUAGAAAAAGUUCAUGCAUAUUGCAUACAUAACGACAGUUGUAAAAGUUAUAAACAGGUAGAGAGAAAUGAAAACAGGAGUCAAUACUGUUUCAUGUCUGACCGAAACAAGGAUGGUAACGCGGGGAAAAGUGCUAAAGAGAGGAAUAGAUGUGGUGGAACGAACGAGGAGUGUGACAAGGAUUGUAAUGGAAGUGGGAGUGGAAGUGGACGUAGAAGUAGAAGUAGAAGUGGAAGUAGAAGUAGAAGUGGAAGUGGAAGUAGAAGUAGAAGUGGAAGUAGAAGUAGAAGUGGAAGUAGAAGUAGAAGUAGAAGUAGAAGUAGAAGUAGAAGUGGAAGUAGAAGUAGAAGUAGAAGUGGAAGUAGAAGUAGAAGUAGAAGUAGAAGUGGAAGUAGAAGUGGAAGUAACAACAGCCGUAGUGAAGGACGCACCGGAGAACAUGACGCCCAGGACAACCUUAUGAACAGCUUUGGACUAGUUUUAAUAGAAGGAAAACUCAUAUUUGCAAAAUUUGUGAACAUCUGUAUUGAUAAAGAGAAGUUUUGGAAAGAAAAUUUUUUGUGCAGGAGGGAUAUAAGGACCGUUAUACAUGCUCGGGCAAUGGAUGUCCUUUUCGUUUCUAACAAAAAGAUCAAAAAGAGAGCUGAAGAGGAGGAUAGAAAGGGAACAGAAGAAGGGGAUAUAAAGGAAAAAAAAGUACUAAAUAAGGAGCAAAAUGGCACGGAUCACAGUAAGGAGUUAUAUGAAGAAAAUGAAGAGAAAAGUUUUAACACAAUGAUGAAUGGCAAAAAACGCCAGGGUAUGCUUAACCAUAACGAACAUCCAGAGUCCUGCUGGAAAAAUAUUAGCAAUGCUGACCGAAGGGCGACUAGCGGUUCGGUUAGCAGUUUCGUUAGCGGCUCAUUUAGCGGUUCAAGUAAAUACCAAUCGCAGGGUCCAUCAUCAGCCUUCACGUCGAACAUUGAUUACAUACUAUCGGAGGAAAGCACAUCGGAUGAGAAAAAAACAUAUGGCAGAUAUUUGAAGCCGUUAAGUGAUGACCCUUCCAUGUGCAUUCAUAAAGAUAUAGAGAAUGACUUACCUAUUUCAGAAAGAAAAUACGAUCCAAAUAAUGUUCAUCUAGUAGAAAAAGAAAUAGCGAUAAAUAGAGAAAAGGACAUAUCAGUAACAUGUGCUUUAAAAAAUAAAAUAAAACCAUGGAAUUUUAAAAAACAGAAAUUAAAACAAAAAUAUAGCAAUUUUAUUUAUAACUCUAAAAAUGAUUAUGUAGGUAUUUUAUUAGAAAAAAGCAAAUGCAGCAGUACCAUUUUCAAGAAGAAUCACUAUACCUUAUCAGAACAAGUUAACCAAUUGGAAGAAAACGAGUUCCUAAUUAAUCCGUGCAAUUUUGUCACUAGGGUUAAUGUAAAGACGGUUUAUGUAACUAGCAAUGAUAUUCAUGGCAGCUUAAAAAAUACAAUUUUUGAAAAAAUAAAUUACAAGGAAAGAGCUAUAGGGGAAAUAUUUAACGAGGAAAAGAAAAAAGAAACGUCAAAAAAGGAGAACAUUAGUAAUAUGGUUGACAGGAAAGAUAAUGGAAUAGAGGAGCAGCAGCAUAAAGAAAAUAAGCAAAAUGACGAAAGGCGUACCAAAGUAGAAAACCUGCAGAAGGACGAUUUAUACUGCUUAAGAUUAAUCACGCGGAGUGAAGUAAUGAGAUAUAAAGAGUUAGUAAGGAUUGUGAGAAAUAGCCCAUAUUAUUACAAAAAUGCAAAAAAUAUAUAUAACGUUACGAAUACACCCCUUCAACAACCUGUAAGCAUUUGUAAUUUUUGCUGCAAGAAAGGAAUGUUUAAUAUAAAGACAAAUCAUAUCAAGUUAUCUCACAUAUAUUCAAAUGUAGCAAACGAAAUAAGCACAUUUCUAUGUUCCUUGUUGUACAGAAAAAAUAGGGGCAUUAUCGAUGCUGACGUUUCAAGUAAAUUUUCAAGUAAACAUGAUUUAUCCGACAUUAAUAGAAUUUCAAAAAGGAGUGAUAAGAGUAGAGCUUCAAAAAAAAAAAAAAAUAAAAUAAUAAAAUAA
Messenger RNA from Plasmodium malariae, 16908 nucleotides. RefSeq names its product erythrocyte membrane-associated antigen, putative. The coding region runs from base 1 to 16908 and encodes 5635 amino acids. The record is from RefSeq and is a predicted model, not a curated record. The transcript has 3 exons. Lineage: Eukaryota; Apicomplexa; Aconoidasida; Haemosporida; Plasmodiidae.